UUUAUUUUAAAGGAUAUUAAUUGUGAACCACAAGAGGGCUGUUAAAUCAAUAGUUAUUUUACCGGAAACAAUUGAAUUAGCACCAUAGACUGUUCUUGUUCUCUUGUUUUUUCGUUUGUGGCAACCACGUUCUGAAAGUGAGCCACAAUGCAAAUUUUUGUGAAAACCUUAACCGGUAAAACAAUCACCCUCGAGGUUGAACCAUCUGAUACUAUCGAAAAUGUGAAAGCUAAAAUUCAAGAUAAAGAAGGCAUUCCUCCAGACCAACAACGUUUAAUCUUUGCGGGUAAACAAUUAGAAGAUGGACGUACUUUAUCCGAUUACAACAUUCAGAAAGAAUCCACAUUACAUUUGGUACUUCGUUUACGUGGUGGAAUUAUUGAGCCAUCUCUUCGUCUCUUAGCUCAAAAAUACAAUUGCGACAAAAUGAUCUGCCGUAAAUGUUAUGCUCGUUUACACCCAAGAGCAACAAAUUGUAGAAAAACAAAAUGUGGACACACCAACAAUUUACGCCCCAAAAAGAAGUUGAAGUAAAUAAUAUUGUAUUUAUACAAUUUUUUGGAAUUAAUACUUUCAUUAAACCUUAAUGUAACAGAAUUUGCAAAUAUAAAUAAAUUAUAAAUGUAA
Messenger RNA from Chrysoperla carnea, 627 nucleotides. It is a transcript of the gene RpL40, whose product is annotated as ubiquitin-60S ribosomal protein L40. Gene Ontology annotation, cellular component: nucleus; ribosome; cytoplasm. Gene Ontology annotation, molecular function: ubiquitin protein ligase binding; protein tag activity; structural constituent of ribosome. The record is from RefSeq and is a predicted model, not a curated record. Lineage: Eukaryota; Metazoa; Arthropoda; Insecta; Neuroptera; Chrysopidae. Gene Ontology annotation, biological process: translation; modification-dependent protein catabolic process; protein ubiquitination. The coding region runs from base 148 to 534 and encodes 128 amino acids. The transcript has 2 exons.